Messenger RNA from Erigeron canadensis, 2106 nucleotides. RefSeq names its product phosphoribosylamine--glycine ligase. The transcript is spliced from 5 exons. NCBI's taxonomy places the organism in Eukaryota, Viridiplantae, Streptophyta, Magnoliopsida, Asterales, Asteraceae. Gene Ontology annotation, molecular function: ATP binding; metal ion binding; phosphoribosylamine-glycine ligase activity. The record is from RefSeq and is a predicted model, not a curated record. Gene Ontology annotation, biological process: purine nucleobase biosynthetic process. The coding region runs from base 197 to 1732 and encodes 511 amino acids.
AUCUCUCCGGUGGGCCGCCAAUAGAUAAAAGAUAUAUAUUGUCAGGUUUUUCGAGGUUUAAUACUUUCUUUAUCUUUAUCGUACAGAGCUGUGUUUAUAUCUAUCCAUCUCUUUGUAUGUAACACAGCACACCCUUUUAUUCUGUGUGAAUAUUCUUACCGCUACUAAAAAAAGAUUCUGCUAGGACAUAAUUGAAAUGGCUUGCAUUUCACAUAGUUUCGGAGUUUCCAUGAAAUUAAAUCAGCUGCCUUUUUCGGGUCAGAGGCAGUUUCCAAAGAAAGUUUCUCAACUUUUCUUCCUGCAACCCAGAACUCUGAAAUCAGUAGUGUUUUGUGGUUCACAUACUUAUCACAGUAUGAAGCGUUUUCAAUCCUUCACCGCUAUUUUCAACAGUGUUUCUGCAGAUCAUGCCAUUUCUGAAGAAAGAGUUAGUGUUCUGGUUAUUGGUGGUGGUGGAAGAGAACAUUCACUUUGUUACGCCUUGAAGCGGUCUCAGUCCUGUGAUGCUGUUUUUUGUGCCCCUGGAAAUGCUGGCAUUUCUAAUUCAGGGGAUGCCACCUGUAUUGAAGAUCUUGAUAUAUUUGACAGUUCAGCCGUGAUAGAUUUUUGCCGUAAAUGGGAAAUUGGGCUUGUUGUGGUGGGUCCUGAAGCUCCUCUUGUUUCAGGUCUCACAAAUGAUCUUCUGAAAGCUGGGAUCCAUGCUUUUGGCCCUUCUGCAGAAGCUGCUGCUUUGGAAGGUUCCAAGAACUUCAUGAAGAGUUUAUGUGAUAAGUACGGAAUUCCAACCGCAAAGUAUGCAACAUUUACGGAUCCGUCGGCUGCAAAAACGUAUAUCAAGGAUCAAGGGGCUCCCAUAGUUGUUAAAGCAGACGGGUUGGCUGCAGGAAAAGGAGUUAUUGUUGCUAUGAGUCUGCAGGAAGCAUUUGAAGCUGUUGACUCGAUUCUUGUAGGGGGGUCAUUUGGAAAGGCGGGUUCUUCCAUAAUUAUAGAGGAGUUUUUGGAUGGUGAAGAAGCGUCAUUUUUUGCUCUUGUUGAUGGUGAAAAUGCUCUACCUUUAGAAUCUGCACAGGACCAUAAACGAGUUGGUGAUGGAGAUACAGGUCCAAACACAGGUGGAAUGGGGGCAUACUGUCCUGCGCCUGUUUUGACACAGGAACUUCAAUCUUUGGUUAUGAGUUCUAUAAUUCUUCCCACGGUUAAAGGGAUGUCAAAAGAGGGCUGCAAGUUUGUUGGAGUUCUGUAUGCAGGACUUAUGAUUGAGAAGAAAUCUGGGUUACCCAAAUUAAUAGAGUACAAUGUGCGUUUUGGAGAUCCUGAAUGCCAGGUAUUGAUGCUUCGUUUGGAGUCUGAUCUAGCACAAGUCCUACUUGCUGCUUGUAAAGGUGAACUAAACUCUGUGACUCUCGAUUGGGCCCCUGGUUCAGCCAUGGUGGUGGUCAUGGCUAGCAACGGCUACCCUGGAAACUAUGUGAAAGGAACCAAAAUUCAAAACCUUGAAGAAGCAGAGGUAGCAGCUCCAUGUGUUAAAAUAUUUCAUGCAGGAACAGCCGUAGAUGCAGAUGGCAAUUAUAUUGCAACUGGAGGCCGUGUUUUGGGAGUCACAGCAAAGGGAAAAGAUCUUGAAGAAGCAAGAGAUAGAGCUUACCGGGCUGUUGAAGAGAUAAAAUGGGAAGGUGGGUUUUAUCGAAAAGAUAUUGGUUGGAGAGCACUUCCAGUGAAACAAAUUUCCUAAAAAUUCCAGACGGAUUGACAUCAAUUUUGGUACACUGUUACAUGGCUGUCUCAAGCAGUUUGAGCUCCAUUUGAGUUAUUGGGGAGAUUCACAAUAAUCGGCAUGGUUUUUGUCCACCCUGAAAUAGGUGUAGGUUUAGUUUGAAAACAUAUGAUGAUGAGCCCGUUCAACAUGUAGUGUUUGAUUGCAUCUGCAACGAUAUUGUAGUGACGUGCUAGUAAUUGACGAGCUCAAAUAAUUAACCAUGAUCAUGAGAUCUGCUCAUUUUAGCAUCUAUUCUGAAAAGAAGUUGUCAAGAGUCGAGACCAUUGUUUCAAAUUCUCUUUCAACCUAAAUCAACUGAUAUAAUUAUAUGUACUUUCAUGCCUAUAUUC